UCCCUCACUUGGUCAUCCAAAAAAUAGCAGAGAGAGACAGAGAAUAGUAGUAGUAGCUUCCUCACCGCUCAAACUAAAGGCCGGUUCUCAAUUCUCAUCAGAUUGUGAAGCAGUUAACGAUGAUGAUGACGACGAUGACGGCGGCAGUUGGAUCCCGAGGAAUAGUUAGUGAAGCACUCACAAAAGACAACUACGAGAACUGGAGUGUUCUGAUGAGGAACUAUCUCAUGGGAAGAGGUCUAUGGGACGUUGUGGAAAGUAAUUCUCAUCCUACGGCGGCUGCUGAAAAAGCAUCAGCAUCAAGAAAAUGGAAGAGGCAGAAUGCAAAUGCGUUGCACAUCAUUCAACUCUCAUGCACUUCAGAUACCUUUGCUCAGAUUAGACGCUUUCAAACCGCCAAAGAAGCCUGGAACCACUUGAGCGCGUCUUUUGGCUCCAACUUACAAGCCGACAUAGAUAUUGAACAAGGUGGUGUAAUGGGCGGUGUUCCUAGACAUUGCAAGUUGUUCAGGAGUGUGGAAGAGAAUGAUUGGAAUGCAGUAAAAUCAAUCCUGAACAUGGACGACAUGGCUAUAUACUCCACUACGUCCCAUUCUGGCAGGACAGUGCUCCACGUGGCGGCAAUUGCUGGGCACCAAGACAUGGUAAGGCAAUUGGUAGCUGAAGGCAGAGAAAGAUUACUUACAAGGCAAGACAACCGCGGUUACACGGCUUUCGCUCUUGUUGCUGAUCUUAUCGGCAACAGAAGCAUAGCAAAGUGUAUGGUUGAAGACACUAGUGUUGGUGGUCGCGCACAAGUGCUGCUUAAGAUGAAGACCAAAGACGGCGAGAUACCUGUUCUUCUUGCUGCCGCUAUGGGCCACAAGAAAAUGACUCGCUACCUCUAUUCUAAAACACCCGAGAAUAUGUUGCUCAAGGAUAAUGCCUGCAAUGCCGUUUUGCUCCUUUCACGAUGCAUCAGCGCUGAAAUAUUUGAUGUUGCUUUGAAAUUACUACUACAACAUGGGGAUGUGCUACCCCUUACUCAUGAAUCAGAGUGUCUCCGGCCCUUAAAGGCAUUGGUUCACAUGCCUUCUGCAUUCCCCAGUGGCACUAGGUUUGGGAUUCUACAUUGGAUCUGUUACGAUUUUUUAAAAGUAGACGUUGAGAUCGUAUCAAGUGUUCCUCUGGAUAAAGGACCAUCUAUGAGAACUUUUGCAGAUAUGGCAAGGAAGAAUGCUCAGGAAUCUUACCAAAGAGUUCAGGAGGCUAAGGCAAGAUCUCGGGCUAGGACUGGUGGUACCAGGGUGAUCAUCUCUCCUCCUCCUCCUCCUUCUCCUCCUCCUCCUCCUCAGACUAUGGGAACUCCCUCCCAACCCAUUGUAAUUUCUUCAGCUUUGUCUCGGCCGCUCCCCUCUGCCCGACUUCCUUCUGAGCCAGAGAAAAAGAAGCGCAAGACUUUAGAGUCUGGCUCUUCUUUUGAUGGUGGGGUUAAGGCAGAUGCUCUUGCAUUCGUCCGAAAGAACAUUUAUCCUCAUAUAAGUAUGGAUGAUGUCUCUGUUCGGAACCACCUUACCACUCUGGCUGAGGAGAGUUUUAGGGCGGCGGGUGUUUGUGGCAAGCUCUUGGAUAUUUUUGAGAAGACUCCUCUCAACUCUUUGGGGUUAACCUCGAAGGUUGAGGAGCUGGAGGGAAGGCUUAUUUCUUAUCAAGAGCAUGAGAGGGAGUUGAAGGAGGAGGUCGCCAAGCUGAGGGCGGAGAGGGAUAGCCUUCGAGAGAAGGAGAGUAAGCUGCAAGCCCAAUGCAAUAUGGAGGCGGGUUUGAGGAAAGCAGCACAGGAGAGUUAUCAGAGCUUAUUUCAAGAUCUUGUGUCUGUGAAGAAGGAUUUGCUGAACUCUCGAAAUGCGUAUGCCGAGUUGGAGGACUCUAUCGCUGAUGGUGCCGAAGAGGCUUGGAGGAUUUUCAAGGAGCAGGUCGGAGUUAUUGCUCCUGACUUGGAUCUUUCUCCUUUAGAUCCAGACAAAGUCGUCAUUGAUGGUGCUAUUGUGGAUCCUCCUGCCCCCGUAAUCGUUUCCGAGUCAGAAUUGAAGACUCGAGGGCAGAGGAUUAUUGAGUCCCCUCCUCGUUUCAAGGACGCUUCGAGUUCUUUUGUUGUUCCUCCGACUUCCUUUUCAUCUCCCGUGGUUGCCUCUCUCCCCGAUCCUGGUGGUGCUCUUCCUGACUCUGGUGGUGGUGAUCCGUCUACUCCUCUGCAGAAAUAACUUUUUUAUGGCUAUAU
Messenger RNA from Arachis duranensis, 2257 nucleotides. RefSeq lists its product as uncharacterized. The record is from RefSeq and is a predicted model, not a curated record. The transcript is spliced from 5 exons. Lineage: Eukaryota; Viridiplantae; Streptophyta; Magnoliopsida; Fabales; Fabaceae. The coding region runs from base 120 to 2240 and encodes 706 amino acids. Gene Ontology annotation, molecular function: protein binding.